AUGGACUCCAAAAAUGCAUCAAAAAGAGAUACUGGUAAGGAUCUUGGGCCUCAAGAGCCCUCGUCAUCAAGAUGGGAUCUCCUAAGCGGUGUCAUAUGGGAUGGUCCUCGAACGAAAGAAGAACAUCGCCUUGUGCAACGCCUCGACUUCUUCGUAUUAAGCUGGGCUACUUUUGGAUAUUUCGUCAGGCUACUCGACUCAAGCAACAUCACAAAUGCGUAUGUCAGCGGUAUGAAGGAAGACCUCGACUUUCAAGGCAACGAGUACAACCUUUUACAAACUUUCUUUACUUGCGGGUAUCUGGUCGGUCAAAUUCCUUCACAGUUCUUGCUCACUCGCUUUCAGCCCUCAAUCUACCUACCCGUGGCGGAGCUUCUCUGGACCAUUGUCACAUUUUGUUUUGCCGCUGUCAAGGACGUUCGUCAUGUCUUAGCAAUGAGAUUCCUGCUAGGAUUCCUUGAAAGUCCCUUUGCCGUCGGCGUUCUGACCAUCAUGGGAAGCUGGUACACGCCUCGAGAACUCUCCAAGCGGAUUUCAAUCUUUUAUUCGGCCAGCUAUGCUGCUAGCAUGUUCAGCGGAUACCUCCAAGCCGCAAUCUAUCGAGGUCUCAAUGGAGCCGGCGGCCUCCCAGGUUGGCGGUGGCUUUUCAUUUUCUGUGGCAUAAUCUCGAUCUGGGCUCCCAUCUGGGGAUUUUUCGCCGUCCCUGAUAACCCUCAUAUCACAAGGGCUCGCUGGAUGCGUCCGAGUGAGCAGGCAAAGCAUAUCGCGAGGAUGGAAGCCAUCGAUCGGCGCAAACCCGAGCCUUUGACAAAAGCCAGGGUCUUGGGUAUUUUCACGAACUGGCCCAUUUACGUCUUCAGCUUCGCAUUGAUUUGCCAUUGCGUUGUCACACAACCCCUUAACUACUUCUCUGUUUGGCUGAAGUCCUUGAACCGCUUUACGGUCUAUCAGAUCAACCUCUUUCCUACCGCAGCGCAAGCCGUCGGUCUCGUGACCACUCUGCUAUAUGCUUGGCUCUCUGAUGGGUUGGGGAAGAGGUGGCAGGUUUUACUGAUUCCAGCUACCAUCAACCUUAUCGGCAUGAUCAUGGUUGCAGUUGAAUCAAGCUACGCGUUGACCUUUGUCGGAUAUGUUAUCAACGCCGCUUCGUGGGGCUUUUGGCCGGUCCUUUACGCCUGGGCAAUUGAGAUCAUGCACAAGAACAUGGAGGAGCGUGCGAUCGUUAUUGGGGUUGCACAGACCCUAGGCCAAGCUUUCAUUGCAUGGGUUCCAGUUGUGAUCCUCGAUGUGGGUAAAUAUGCACCGUCCUUCCAUAUGGGGUUCUCCGUCAUGUGUGGAGUGAGCGUUUUGGAGCUUUCGAGUAUCUUCAUAAUCAGACACUUUGAGAAGCGAGAAAAGGCGAAGAACGAACAGUCCAUUGUUAGCAACUAA
Molecule: messenger RNA, 1431 nt
Organism: Colletotrichum paranaense
Lineage: Eukaryota; Fungi; Ascomycota; Sordariomycetes; Glomerellales; Glomerellaceae
Product: pantothenate transporter liz1
Exons: 9
Coding region: 1-1431 (476 amino acids)
Biological process (GO): transmembrane transport
Cellular component (GO): membrane
Molecular function (GO): transmembrane transporter activity
Source: RefSeq, a predicted model, not a curated record